Molecule: messenger RNA, 3597 nt
Organism: Zonotrichia leucophrys gambelii
Lineage: Eukaryota; Metazoa; Chordata; Aves; Passeriformes; Passerellidae
Gene: PKN3
Product: protein kinase N3
Exons: 22
Coding region: 172-2958 (928 amino acids)
Biological process (GO): intracellular signal transduction; peptidyl-serine phosphorylation
Molecular function (GO): small GTPase binding; protein serine/threonine kinase activity; ATP binding
Source: RefSeq, a predicted model, not a curated record
AGCGCCUUGGGGGAAGGCGGUCCCCGCGCCUUUUGGCGUUCCCUGUGCCCUUUGGGGAUCCCUGGACACUUUGGAGGUCCCUCCAUCCUUGCCCCGCCGGGAAAGCACCGCACCCCGCUCCGCCUUUCAGAGGGCAGCUCUCUCUUGCAGCUGGGCAAUGAUGUGAAUUUAAUGGAUCCAAGCUUCCAGCAGAAGCUGGAGGGUGAGAAGGAGCUGCUCCGCCGGGCCAUACAGAAGGAGCUGAAGAUUAAAGAGGGAGCAGAAAACCUGCGCAAAGCCACGACUGACAGAAAGAACCUUGUCCACAUCGAGCACGUGCUGAAAUCUUCCAACAGAAAACUGGAGCAGCUGCACUGGGAACUUCAGGAGCUCAAUGCAAGGAUUUUGAUACCAGACAAAGAGAAGAGUACAACAGAUGGAUCUGUAUCUCCAGAUCCCUGUCUCUGGGAAAGAAACCCAGACCCCAUGGCAAGGAAGGUUGAAGCUUUGAAAAAGCAGCUGCAUGUUGAAAUGAAAGUGAAACAAGGAGCUGAGAACAUGAUCCAAAUGUAUUCAGCAUCCAAGGAGAGGAAGCUGUUGGCCACAGCUCAGCAGAUGCUUCAGGACAGCAAGACAAAGAUUGAAAUAAUCCGCAUGCACAUUGUGAAAGUAUCUCAGUCAGCAGGAGGGAUGGAAGAUACAGUGGAUCCAGCAGUGAAGAUGGGGACCACCAUCAGUGCUUUGGAGCUGCGGAUUGAGGAGCUGAGGCAUCACCUGCGCAUUGAAGCUGCUGUAGCAGAGGGGGCAAAAAAUGUGCUGAAGAUCCUGGGGGGCAGUCGGGUACAGGAUCGCAAGUUUUUGGCUGAGGCUCAGGGUCGUUUGCAAGAGUCCUCUCAGAAGAUUGAUCUGCUGCGCUUCUCCCUGGAACGUCAGCUCAGUGAGCUUUCUCCUGAUCACCCAAAAAGAGCCCUCAUCAAACAGGAGCUGGUGAACACUUCCUCCCUGGGAGCCCGGCAUGGCAGCACGCAACCCACCUCAGUCAUCAAACCUACAGCCCUUACAGGAACGCUGGAAGUGAGGCUGAUGGGGUGUCAGGAUCUAUUGGAAAACGUUCCGGGACGUUCCCGAAUGACGAGUUCCUCUCCCAUCUGUGGCAGCCCCAGUGAUUUGAGGUCCCUUUCCCGGACACGAGUUGGCCUGGGCAUCCAUGGCCGUGGUGUUGCAGGAAAAUACCGGAAUGAGGAGCCAAGCAAUGAAGUCCUUGCUGUGCUCAAAGUGGACAAUAAAGUGGUUGGCCAAACAAACUGGGGACCAGUUAAUAACCAGGCGUGGGACCAGAGCUUUGCCAUUGAGCUGGACCGGUCUCGUGAACUAGAAAUUGCAAUUUAUUGGAGAGAUUGGAGAGAGCUCUGUGCAGUGAAGUUUUUACGUUUGGAUGAUUUUCUUGACAAUGAACGUCAUGGGAUGUGCCUCUCGCUGGAGCCCCAAGGAAUGCUUUUUGCAGAGGUGAUGUUCUGUAAUCCUGUCAUUGAGAGGAAGCCAAAACUGCAGCGACAGAAGCGCAUUUUCCCCAAACAGAAAGGGAAGGAAUUUCUCCGAGCUCCUCAGAUGAACAUGAAUGUUGCAGCUUGGGGUCGCCUGAUGAUGAGUUUGCUCCCUCCCUGUAGUUCCAUCAGCACUCUGAGUCCCCCACUUCAUGAUCCCAAUCACACAGACUUUCCUCCAGUUUCCCCACAAAGCCAUGGGGAUUCAGGGUCCAAAUUGAGUAGUGAUUUCCCUGUGGCCAAGCUUGCAUUUGCUGAUGAAGCACCACCCAAGCCUCCACGGCUUUUUCUGAUGGCCAACUCCAAGGAAUCAGCUCCAUCCCCUGCAGAUUCUCCGUGCCUGAAGAGGCUGCAUGUUGAGGAGAAGCCUUGCAGCUCUCCUGUAACAGGAUUUCCAAUGCCAGCGUCUCCAAGGAAAAGGACAGUUCAGCUGGAGGAUUUUCACUGCAUUGCCAUGUUGGGCCGUGGCCACUUUGGGAAGGUACUGCUAGCCCAAUACAAGGCAACUGGGAAGCUGUAUGCCAUCAAAGCCUUGAAGAAAAAAGACAUUAUUAGGAGAGAUGAAAUUGAUAGCUUGAACUGUGAGAAGCGAAUAUUUGAGGUGGUCAAUUCUUCUGAUCAUCCGUUCCUUGUGAACAUGUUUGCCUGUUUCCAGACCCCUCACCAUGCCUGUUUUGUGAUGGAAUACACUCCAGGUGGGGAUCUCAUGAUGCGCAUACACGAAGAUGUCUUUCCAGAGCAUAUGGCACAGUUUUAUACAGCCUGUGUAGUCUUGGGGCUGCAAUUCUUGCAUGAGAAGAAAAUUGUUUAUAGGGACCUGAAAUUGGAUAAUCUCCUUUUAGAUGCUGAAGGAUUUGUGAAGAUUGCAGAUUUUGGACUGUGUAAGGAAGGAAUAGGUUUUGGAGACCGGACCAACACCUUCUGUGGCACCCCUGAGUUCCUGGCCCCAGAGGUGCUGACAGACAUCUCGUACACGCGGGCAGUGGACUGGUGGGGCCUGGGUGUGCUCAUUUAUGAGAUGCUUGUUGGUGAGUCACCAUUCCCUGGAGAUGAUGAGGAGGAAGUCUUUGACAGCAUUGUCAAUGAUGAAGUUCGGUAUCCACGAUUCCUUUCAACUGAAGCACUUGCCAUAAUCCGUAAGCUGCUUCGGAAAUGUCCAGAGCGUAGACUGGGAGCAGGGGAAAAAGAUGCAGAAGAGAUUAAAAUUCAGCCCUUUUUUAAGGGAAUUGAUUGGAAUGCCUUGUUUGCCAGGAGGCUGAAGCCCCCCUUUGUGCCCACACUGAGAGAUCCAACUGACAUCAGCAACUUUGAUGAAGAGUUCACCUCCCAAAAGCCAAUCCUUACUCCUCCUGAGGAGGUUUCUGUCCUAACCAGGAAGGAGCAGACUGUCUUCAAGGACUUUGACUUUGUUUCCAGACAUCUUUUAGAUGUGUGAUUCCUGGGCUACAAGAAACAUGAAGAGAUUGUUACCACCUUGAGAGAGCAUAGAGAAGACUUUGCAGGGCCAGUGGAAAAGCCAGCAGGGUUUGUAGUACAGGGAGUGCUGAUGGCCCCAGCAUGAGGUGCCCUGCAAGCUGAAUGUGGCUUUCCAGCCUCAUAUGUAGGAAGGAUGUCAAUUACCUUUAAGGAAUAAUGAACAUUUUUGAACGUAGAUGAAAUUUGGAAUUUAAGCUGGACUUGAAAUCAAAUCAUCUCUGCAACCCAGGUUACUCUUUGCAAAAAGCCUAAGUAAGUAGUGUGAUUUUUAAAGUUGUAGCAUAGCAGGGGAGUGGCCACUUCUCAGUGAUUUUCUAGAGAUGCAGCAUUUCCUCCUGGUAAUGAUUGUAUGCCAUUUCCCACUCAUAAAAAUGUGUAUGCCAGCCAAGGAAUGGAUUUUAACACUACCAAGACAAUGAUGUUUGAUAAUGAUCCAAGUGAUUUAUUGGAAGGAAGAUGAAUCUUUCUAUUUAAGGAUGCCAACUCUUAACUAUUGUUUAUAAUGAUAUCAAACUCCACAGCUUUGCACAUGUUGUUUUUUUUUCUUUUUUGAAAAUAAAGAUACCUUUCUAUAUAAUAAAUACUCAGCUUUUCAUCU